GCCAAGCUAUUCAAUUUUGGGCAACAAUUUUUAAACAUAAGAAUUGUAAAACGAAUAAAAAUAUUAGAAUGGCGGUAUCAUUGGAUAUUGAAGACAUAUUGUCCCAGGGCAAGCACUUUAUACCCGACCUGAUCAUCACCCACAACGAUUUGGCCAAGCCCAGCAUGGCUAUUCUCACCAAGAUCUUUGUUCAUUAUCUGCGAUGCUUCGGCUUUCGAGUGGAACCACCUUUUAAGCUGGGCAGCGAAACCAUAGAUCAGUCGCGGGAGACGCGGGUGUUCCUGAUCCGCCUCUGCCGCCAAAUAGAGAGCAUCGUGAAGAUUGCAUAUCCCAACAAGACGUACCUCUACAUGGACUUGAUCAAGCCAGCAAACAAAAAGACACUCAACACCCUGGGCCAUCUAUUUAACUAUCUUGCAUACUACAAAAUGUUCAAGAAGAAUGUCCUGGGACCCGUUGAACAGGGUAUCAAGGUCCGGGACGCGUUGUUGGCCGAGGUCAAAGUCAAGCAGAACGAGUUGGAUCAGCAUAGGAAGACGGUAGCCACCAUUACAGAGGAUAUGGAAGCGUGCAAGCUGGAGAUUGCCCAAAUGAAGGCGGAGCUCCAUGAGUCCAAGAUGAAGCUCGUACAGCUAAAGAAAAGCGCCAGCGAGCAGGAGAACGCCUUGGAAAACCUGGAGCAGCAGGAGAAUGAACAGAGCAAGCGCAUCACGCACUGGGAGCAGCUGGUGGUGGAGGAACACCAAGUUAUGGAACUAAAAAAGCAAAUCCAGAGCACCUCUUCGCACGUCGAGAGUUGCAAAAAGGAGCUGGCCAGCAAGGAACAGAUAAUUAAUAGCCAGCGCAGCAAGAUCGAGGCCAGCCAAAAGAUCGUUAUGGCACUGGAAAAGGCAACGCCCUUGAUGCUGUUUUCCCAGUUGGACGAGUACAAGGAGAAUACCAAGCAACUAGAGGCAAUUCGUAAGCAGUUACCCGCUCUGGAGGCUCGAAAUCAAAAGACCCUCCAGGAGGCUGAGACAAGGAAGAAACUGCUUCGCGAUGAGAAGCAACAGAUUCAGCAACUAAGGGAAAAACACAAGACCGACUCCAAAGAUGCCCAGGAGCAAUCGAAAAGCGGGAGACUGAUAUCAAAGGCCGGGAUAAGACGGUUAAGGAACUGCAGAACGAGAAUGAGACUCUGGCCGAGCAGAUCGAAAAACAGGAACACAUUCGCGGCAUUUUGUGUGAGAAUCUCGAGAUCAUCCUCGGCGAAAACAGCAAGUGGCAUUAGGUUAGCACUAAUUAUACGGAUUUUAUUCUAAAACUGCAAACAGCUCAGCUCGUUUUUUUAUUGGUUAGGACUGAACGGAGGGGGGUGCCGGGUAACU
Molecule: messenger RNA, 1367 nt
Organism: Drosophila serrata
Lineage: Eukaryota; Metazoa; Arthropoda; Insecta; Diptera; Drosophilidae
Gene: Nuf2
Product: kinetochore protein Nuf2
Source: RefSeq, a predicted model, not a curated record